Messenger RNA from Ascoidea rubescens DSM 1968, 2232 nucleotides. RefSeq names its product carnitine O-acetyltransferase YAT1 (gene YAT1). Gene Ontology annotation, biological process: carnitine metabolic process. The record is from RefSeq and is a predicted model, not a curated record. The transcript is spliced from 2 exons. Gene Ontology annotation, molecular function: carnitine O-acetyltransferase activity. Bases 1 to 2232 code for a protein of 743 amino acids. Gene Ontology annotation, cellular component: mitochondrion. Lineage: Eukaryota; Fungi; Ascomycota; Saccharomycetes; Ascoideales; Ascoideaceae.
AUGACGACCGAAACAACUUUUCAAUAUCAAGACUCCAUCAAAAAAUUACCAAUUCCAGAUUUAAAAGAUACCUGUGCCAGAUAUCUCGAAGUCUUGGAGCCUCUACAAACCAAGGAAGAACACGAAAUCACCAAAAAGGCUGUUAAUGAUUUCUACACCAGCCCUCUCUCCAAAUAUUUGGAUGAUCAAUUAAGAGAUUAUUCAAAAGACAAACCUUCCUAUAUUGAACAAUUUUGGUAUGACUCCUAUUUGAAUUACGACUCUCCUGUCGUUUUAAACCUCAACCCUUUUUUCUUGCUCGAAGAUGAUCCAACCCCAAUCAACAACAGCAACCAGGUCAAAAGAGCUGCCUCCUUGACCACCUCCUCCUUGAAAUUCAUCAAAGCCAUUAGAAAAGAAAAUUUACCUAUUGACAAACUAAGAAACAACAGAGCUCUUUGUAUGUACCAAUACUCAAAAUUAUUCGGUACUGCAAGAAUCCCAACUCCAGAUGGUUGUGUUAUGCAAACUGACAAUUUCUCAAACCACAUUAUUGUUCUUAGCAGAUCCCAAUUCUACUGGUUCGAUGUUCUCGACAAUGACAACAACUUGCUCUUAUCCGAAGCUGACAUCAUGCUUAAUUUCAAAGCCAUUGUUGAAGACAGUUCCCACACCUCUAUCACUGAUGUUGCAAAAUCAAGCUUUGGUGUUCUCACAACUGAAAAUAGAAGAAUAUGGGCUCACAUUAGAAACAAAUUAUCCAACGAUUACGACGAUCAUGGAAAUUUCGAUGACACCAACCACAAUAUCUUAAAAAUCAUCGAUUCCGCUUUAUUCAUCGUCUGUCUUGACGACAUUGAAUUAGAAUCAUUACCUGAAAUCUCAAAAAACAUGUUGUGUGGUUUAUCCAAAUUGGAAAAUGGUGUUCAAGUAGGUACUUGUACCAACAGAUGGUACGACAAAAUCCAAAUCAUCGUUACUAAAAACGCUAAAGCCGGUAUCAAUUUUGAACAUACUGGCGUUGAUGGUCACACCGUCUUGAGAUUCGUCUCUGAUAUCUACACAGACUCCAUUCUAGGUUUCGCUAAGGCAAUUAACAAAAACGCUCCAAGCUUAUGGCCUGACAACGAAAACACUCAAAGCUCAAUCUUGAAAAGAAAAAACAACGUCGAACUCAUCUCAAACUACACUGUCACCCCAAGAAAAUUGGAUUGGCAAAUUGAUUCAGAAUUGUCGUCUGCUUUAAGAUUCGCUGAAACAAGGUUAUCCGAUUUAAUCCAACAAAACGAAUUCAAGGUCUUGGAAUUUAAACACUAUGGUGCCAAUAAAAUCAAAAAAAUGGGCAUGUCUCCCGAUGCUUUUCUUCAAAUGUCCUUCCAAGCCACCUACUACGCUCUUUACGGUAAAGUCGAAUGUACCUAUGAACCUGCCAUGACAAAGGGUUUCUUACAUGGUAGAACUGAAGCCAUCAGAACUGUCUCAAACGAAUCAAACCAUUUCGUCAAAAAAUUCUUUGAAGCUAACACAACUGCUUUGGAAAAGAUCAACUACUUGAAAGCUGCUUGUAGCAAACACAGCACUAGAACAAGAGAAUGCUCAAUGGGUUUGGGUCAAGAUAGACACUUGUAUGCUUUAUACUGUAUCUGGAAAAGAUAUGUUGUUGAUGACAAUGUUGAAAAAACUAUCACUCCUCCAAAGGAAGCUGCUUCUAAGGACCUUCCAACUAUCUUUGCUGAUGCUGGUUGGGACAAAUUAAACGACUCCAUCAUCUCCACUUCCAAUUGUGGUAACCCAUCUUUAAGAUUAUUUGGUUUUGGUCCAACUUCUUUAAAUGGUUUCGGUUUAGCUUAUAUCAUUAAAGAUGAUUCCAUUACUGUUUGCUGCUGUUCAAAACACAGACAAACACAAAGAUUCCUUGAUACCUUAAACUCCUACUACAUUGAAAUUGAGAGAAUUUGGAAUGAAUUUAAAGAAGAAGAAAGCAUCUUAUCCAACUUAAACAAUAUGAAAUUUGACAAGAUCAACCUUCAAGAAUCCGUUUCUAUGGGUGAAGUUGUUACAAGCAACAAAGAACUUGAAAUGGCCAAGAAUUAUCUUUUAGGUGGUUAUGGUUAUUUUGAUUCCACUGGAAAUGAUGAUAAGAUUAAAAGUGUCACUCACGACGUUAAUAACAUUGAAAAUCUUGAUCUUAGUACAAAGAAACAAAUUGCUGGUGUUGAACAGAGAAAAUUUGUUAGAUUGGCUGAAUAUUAA